Recurvomyces mirabilis is the source of this 1266-nucleotide messenger RNA. RefSeq lists its product as uncharacterized. Bases 1 to 1266 code for a protein of 421 amino acids. The transcript has 3 exons. NCBI's taxonomy places the organism in Eukaryota, Fungi, Ascomycota, Dothideomycetes, Mycosphaerellales, Teratosphaeriaceae. The record is from RefSeq and is a predicted model, not a curated record.
AUGGGUGAUACGGAGGCUGUCUCAGACCCCACCACGCACCCCGCGGCAGCCGUUGGGGGUGGUGUUGAUGUUGCGCCUGGUGAUGUUGCUCGCAAACCUGCGGUGUUGAUUAUUGGAGGAUUAGGAUACAUUGGACGGUUUCUAGCACUUCACAUACAUACCAACCGACUUGCAUCCACUCUCCGGCUAGUCGACAAGCAACUACCACAACUAGCAUCCCUCGCACCCGAAUUCCAAGAAGCAUGUUCGAACGAUAACUUCCUCCAGGCCGAUGCGUCUCGCGAACAAUCCCAAGCACGAAUAUUCGACCUCCCACCAAAACCAGACGGCACGAAACAGGAAUUCGACUAUGUCUUCAACUGCGGCGGCGAGACACGCUUCUCACAGGAAGAUGAGGUAUACAAACUUCGAAGUUACCAAUUGAGCUUGACGACCGGCCAGGAAGCUGCGAAGCGAGGAGUCAAAGCCUUCAUCGAGGUCAGCACAGGACAAGUCUACAACCCCAACAGCAAACCGCAGAAAGAGAACGACAAGACGAGUAAACCGCACACCAAACAAGCAAAAUGGAAGCUAGCGGCGGAAGAAGAAUUGGCGAAGAUACCAGGACUCAGACUCUGCGUGUUGCGGAUGCCGCACGUCUACGGCCCAUACGCCGGCCGAUGGCUAGGGACCCAACUCGCCUUAGCACGAGUCUACCAAAGUCGCGAGCCAAAAGAGACGAUGAAAUGGCUCUGGGGCAGCGAUCUCCGCACCAACACCCUGCAUGUCGAAGACGCCGCCCGCGCAAUGUGGCUAGCAGCCACCUGGCGCCGCCAAAACGACCGCCUCCCCAACACCCCCGCCUCGGAACGCAUCGUCUUCAACGUCGUCGACAAAGGCGCUACGACACAGGGCCAGAUGGCGCAGAUCAUCAAGGCGAUUUUCGGGAUCGAGACCGGGUUUCAGAAUGCGUUGGUGAAUACUUUUGCUCGGCUGAAUUUGGAGCAUGUGGUUGAUGAUGUUAAUGAUGAUACCCUGGACGAUUGGGCGGAUUUGCAGGAGGCGGCGGGGAUUAAGGAGAAUGGGGGGCCGUUGAGUCCAUUUAUGGAGAAGGAGUUGUUAAGGGAUGCGGAUUUGAGCGUGGAUGGGUCGAGGUUUGAGGUGGUGGUGGGAUUUAGUGCUUUGCGUGCGGGUGCGAGGCGGGACGCAUGGUUUUGGGGCUCGAUUGCUAAUUUGGUCGCAGACCGAAGCAUGAACGUAUCACACGACAGGAAGUUGAGGGGGUGA